This is a messenger RNA of Salvelinus fontinalis (brook trout), 2043 nucleotides long. Its product is annotated as probable E3 ubiquitin-protein ligase TRIML1. The coding region runs from base 979 to 2019 and encodes 346 amino acids. Lineage: Eukaryota; Metazoa; Chordata; Actinopteri; Salmoniformes; Salmonidae. The transcript has 9 exons. The record is from RefSeq and is a predicted model, not a curated record.
CAUAGUCUCAUCCACAGGCUCAACUAAUACAGUACAGAGAGACAGCGUAGGCUAGUGGACGAGACUAGCUAUUACAGGGCUAGCUCUGGUCCAGAGUGUUAGUGAACCUUCAGGAUGGCUCAGCGUUAGCAAGCCACACUAACACACCCUGGACCAGAGCUACUGCAGGGCCAGGUGCUGCUGUUUGUCAGCUCUAACACCCUGGACCAGAGCUACUGCAGGGCCAGGUGCUGCUGUUUGACAGCUCUAACACCCUGGACCAGAGCUACUGCAGGGCCUGGUGCUGCUGUUUGACAGCUCUAACACCCUGGACCAGAGCUACUGCAGAGCCUGGUGCUGCUGUUUGACAGCUCCAACACCCUGGACCAGAGCUACUGCAGGGCCUGGUGUUGCUGUUUGACAGCUCUAACACCCUGGACCAGAGCUACUGCAGAGCCUGGUGCUGCUGUUUGACAGGUCUAACACCCUGGACCAGAGCUACUGCAGAGCCUGGUGCUGCUGUUUGACAGCUCUAACAGGGUGGGUGGGGCCUUACCUAAGACUGCCCCUUCUCCCCAAGUGUGCACUUGUUUACUUUACUUUACUUAUUUGAAAUGAAUAUAGGAAAUAUGGAAACUUCCUCUAGCCUAUUGUCCAUGGCUCCACCAAUCAAAUGCUUUUACGUUUGUGGGGAGUAGUGAAGUGCACCCUUCAGGAAGAAGGAGAGAUCAUUAGGACGUGACCAAUGUCUAAGGUUACAGCCUCCUCCCAAAGCAAACACCUGAUUGACUGACAACAGUUGAACACACCUGGAUUAAACCCCACCCACAGCACCUUUCUAGGAACUCACACCUGUCACCUGGCCUCUGAAUACAGGAAGAGAGACAGACUGACUAGCGACCGAAGCUCUGAACACCUGGCCUCUGAAUACAGGAAGAGAGACAGACUGACUAGCGACCGAAGCUCUGAGCACCUGGCCAGGAACAAGUGGGACAGGGCAUGGCAUCUACCAUCAGCCUCGUCUCCGAGAGACACUUCCUGUGCCCGCUGUGUCAGGACAUCUUCAGCAGUCCCGUGACUACUCCGUGUGGCCACAGUUUCUGUCAGGCCUGCCUGUGUGGGUACUGGACCCGGCACCGUUCAGACUACUGUCCCCUCUGCAAGAGGUUGUUCCAUUCCAGGCCAGACCUUAGUGUCAACCGCAUCCUGGUUGACGUCUGUGACAACUACAGGAAGACACGGCCUGAGAGCCUUGAGGAGAGCCACGACACGCCACAGGUUGUAGACAUUGACCAGAUGAUCCAGGAGAGACUGAAGAAAGUUGACAGACUCAGACACUCCCUGCAGCUCCUCAAAAACUCGUGUGUGAGGGAGGUGCGUGAGAGCCAGAAGGUGUUCUCUGCCCUCGUCAGUUCCAUGGAGAAGAGCCACAAGGCCGUGGUGACAGCCAUUGAGGAGAGACAGGGGAAGGAGGAGAGGAUUGUUGAGAAGCUGGUGAAGGAGCUGGAACAGGAGAUUCAACAGCUGAGGAGUGGAGACUCUGACCUGGGGCCUUGUCAAUCUCAGCAGAGCCGUGAUGAGCUCUGUGGUGGAGGUGGUCAGAAGAGUGUUGCAGUGAGCACCACUUCCACCACGGGCUACUCUGAGAGGAGGGACUGGUCCAAGGUUUCCAUUGAGACAGACCCCUGUAUGGGCGUGACCAGGAGAGCAGUAUCAGACCUGAUGGACAUGGUUAAAGGAGAGCUCUGUAGACUCUCUAAAGCUGAGCUGAAGAAAAUACAGAAAUACACAGUAGACAUCUCCCUGAGUCCCAAGACGGCCCACGCCUUCCUCUCGGUCUCAGACGACCGGAAACAGGUGCGACACACAGACAAACACCAGGAGGUCCCAGACAACCCCAAGAGGUUUGACCGCGUGUCCAACGUCCUGGGAAGAGAAUCCUUCAGCAGCGGCAGGUACUGUAAUGUCCCUCUUUAUACUUUUGCCUAUAUAAUAGCCUAUAUAAUAGCAUUCUAUAUCUAUAUAUCUAUAUUAUCAUAAAGAUCUAUGAUCAUAUAUCUAUGG